GGCGUGACAGGGUGCGUAGGUUGGACAGGCAAACCGGCCGGUUGGUUGGCCUGGGCAUCUGGAGCUUGGUGUAUCCACCCCUUUCUUGCGUCUCAUUCCAGGUGUUUGCAACAUCUGGAACCUUGAUGGGCAUCUGAGUCAAGACAGAGACCUCAACAGUUGAUCCAAAUAUCUACCAUCGAGCUGGUCGCACGCGAGGCAAAGCGUCUGUUUUCAUUCGUUACCUGUUCUCUUUCAUUCGUUAGACAUUGGACAGUAUCAAGCCAAACGACAUCAGCGACGAACCCAUCACCAGCCGGUGAAACAAACAUCAACCGGGAGGCUACAGCGAUAUCGACAGCGUGUAAUUGAUUGCCGGGUAUCUCGCCCGCCACAGACACACGGUGACCGGGGUCUGAGAAGCGUAGCACCGCGCUUGGGUAACACGAACUUCUGCCCUCGAGACCUUCUCUUAUUGUCUCCACGUCACUUCUGUGCUUCGUCUUCAGCCAGCGAAAGCUCUACCACCUUCGGCAUUCCAUCUAAAUUUCGAAGGGUCACGAUCCUAUAUCGCAGUGUACUCGAGCUCGAUUGCAUAGCUGUCCAAGGUCGUUCUUUGUUGUUCUCGGUGGCGGCUUGUCAAACGGCACAGAGGGAGACGACUAGAGAAAUCUGUGGACAAGACCAUCCGGAGUUCCAGCAUAAAUUGCCUUGGGUUUAAGGCAACGCAAAAUAGACGACAAGAAAGAGGCGAAUUGAGACGAGGGAGCGAGACUCCAGGAGAAGUUCUUGCAGAAUUGGAGACGCGUCGUCCCUGUCCCUGUCAUCCCGGGUUUGGGAGUGUCGUGUCCAGUUUGGUGUUACACGAAAGACUCUGCUCGAUUUUCGGCUCCGGCCGCCACACAAGCAUCUCGCAAGCUCUCAGCAAGCAACAGCGGCACUGGCAGUGUCAGCAACAGCAACAGCACCUCAACAGCCAGCGGCAAGUAGUACCUUAGCUUACUGAGCACCAACGCAGGGCGAGCAGCAAAUAAACGACGGGAGAGACCUGAGUGUGUUGCUUGGAGACUUGCAUCACGCAUUUGCCCAUUUCCCCCGCCAAUUCCCCCCACGCCUGCGCGACCGGACUGGGCCAUUACAUUUCGGGAGAGAAUUUUCGAGGUGCCUACCUGCCUUGCCUGUACAGGUUUCAGGGAGAGGAAGGAGCCGACUGGCUGACGUACAACGGACUCUGUGCCUGCCCCUUCAAGUUUCCACAGAUACGCUUUCCAGUUCCUGCUCUUUCUGCAAGGCACCUUGACCACACGUCACCUUCCUUUUACCAACAGACCGAAGGUGUAGAGGAAGGUGUGCAUCAGACUGAGCCCAAGGCUGCUUCCCUCUUCUGCGAAAGUACUUACUUUCUUGCCUUCAAACUUCCCGGAGUCCUUCCUCACCAAAACGGUGAACCGAGAAAGGGAAGGAGACGAUCUGAUACCUGAACCCUGCAGUUACCAGCCAGUUCCUCCCUCUUUCUGAGACGUUCUCGCCCCAGCUGGAGUAGUUGGUUCACGUUCCCUCCGCUUAGACGACAGUGCUCAGCUGCCUUGCAUCAAUUCGACGCACCCGGCACGCAUCUACAUUCUCUCACCCCAACAGAAGGAACCUGGCACACCUGCACGCCUGGAACUGCAAAGAACAAGGAGAAGGCUCAAUCGUACCUUAGGUAUUGCACUUGCACUUGCACUUUCUUGAUCUUACCAUAAGGCAAGGGGCCUUACCUUACCUGGGUCCAACCCCUUCCUCUUUAUCCUUCCGUCCUGUACUUUACGGAUAGUCCUGCGGUCUUUCCCCUUUCCCACCGAACCUGGCUGGGAUCGGGUACCUGCUCCUUCCCAAGCACCUGCAGCAAACACGUCCCCGGAACGCGGUGGUCACUCUUUAAUAUCGACAUUCGGCACCUACCUCACUUCUUCAAGCUUUCUCUUUUACACCGUUACCUUUCGAACCGUCUUUCUAGAGACGAAAAAAAAAGGCAAUCUAGAUCUUGCUUCGACUUGCAUCAUUCGGUCUCCUGCCGGCUUGCAUCAUCCAUCCUACCUCUCCAUCGCCAACUGAACUUUAAACUUCACCUGGAAGCAACCAUCGAAACGCACUUCUGCCCGCGCAGGUCCACUCUACGCACGACGCCGCAGCCCUCUUCCAUCGUCACCCUUGUUUCCUGAGCUCGCUUCCUCCUGCAAGCUGCAAGCUCUUUGCUGGAUAGAAAACUAAAACUUGGGGAAGGAAACGAAACAGAACUCCGUCUGGCAGGCAGCCCUUCCCGUCUUCCCCGUCUUGCACCAUCCCUGUUGAGGCACGCUCCCCAAAGGCCUGGACAUCAGAUCACCCACAGCUCCAUCCAUCCAUCCCUGGCCAAAGCUCCCCCGGUAUCCCUCUCAUCAUACACCCGUCACUUGUCUCUCCCCCAGCAUCUCGCAAUCUUCUCAACUUUCAUUUGUCGGGAACACCAGCUAGCCGCCUCUCGAUUUUUGGUGAAUCCAUCAACUACCUAAUCCGUCCACCCCCUCGAGCUCUCUCUAGUCGGUAUUCGGUCGUCUUGCGGAUCUACGGGUGCUCCACACGUCCUCAACACCGUCUGCCGCAAUGGCGUCCCUCGAAGAGCUUCUCGAUAGCCUCCACUACCUCUAUCCGGCAUUGGCCUUCGCCUAUUUUGCAAUUGCUUCCGCUGUUGCUGUGUGCACUCUUCAGACUUUGCGGGCAGCCAAUAACCCAGGCAAAGAGUUCAUCCCUCGGUCAUGGAUCCUCAACCUUAUCGUUGCCUUUGUCCUUACCUACGUCGCCCAGAUUGCCGUCAUCGCCAUUCAGUCCAUCGUCCUUCAAGAAUGGAUUGGCCAGGAACAUGAGGUUAUUGGCUUGCUUUCCUGCAUUCUUGUCUUUGGUACUCAAUUGGCCUUCCUUUCCGACACAGAACACCCUGUGUGGACACCGUACUGGGGCUCAUGGCUCAUUUCCUUGGUUUUCGAGCCCAUGAUUGGAGUGCCAGAUCUCAUUAUCAGACGCUCCAGCACUUUCGAGCACUGCCGCAUCGCUCACCUUGUCUUUGCUGGUCUCCGCUACUAUCUUCUUCUUACCAUUGUUUCCAUCUACGUUGUUCAGCGUAUCCGAGCCAGCCAGGAAGAAGCGACAGACGAAGAACGGCAGUCUCUUCUCGGUCAAGAUGGCCCAAAGUCCCGAUUGAGCAGCUCAGGAAACGGGAGCCAGAGCUCUACUUCUACGUACGGAACGACAAGUGAUCCACCAGAGUCGUACUGGGCCGAACGCCAGCGAAAGGCACAGGAGGAGAUGGAGAAGCGCCUUCAGGAAGAGGGCAACUGGCUGACGUACAUUAAGGGAUUCGGCAUUUUGUUUCCCUACAUCUGGCCUGUCGGACAGAAAUCCCUGCAAUUACGCCUUGUCCUUGUUGGCCUCUGUCUGCUCGCCGGCAACGCUCUCAACCUCUUGAUCCCGCGUCAAUUCGGUAUCAUUGUCGAUGAGCUCAAGGACAAGAAUUUCAGCAGUGCCUGGUACGGAGUUGCGAUCUACGGUCUGCUCAGAAUCGCUGCUUCUGACGCCGGUAUUGAGUUUCUGCGAGAAUGGCUCUACCUUCCUCUUGAGGUAUACGCCGAUGGGGCUCUGAGCACAGCAGCAUACCGACACAUCUUGAACCUCUCAGCCGACUUCCACGAUUCAAAGAGCACAUCUGACAUCAGCCUGGCCAUGUAUGGCGGGUCAAGUGUAUCCGAUCUCCUGGAGUCUAUCUGUUUCCAAGCACUUCCCAUGCUGAUCGACCUUGUCGUUGCCAUUGUUUACCUCUCGGUGAUCUUGGGGCCCUACGAAGGUCUCAUCACCCUGGCGACCAGCACACUUUUCUUGUUCAUCGCUACGAAGAUGAUUGCUGUGAUGAAGGAACGCAGACGGGCCCACGUGAACGCCCAGUACGCCGAGCACUACGUACGCCAGACUGGAAUCACGGGUUGGCAUACGGUUGCAUCCUUCAAUCAGACGACGUAUGAAGAUGUGCGCUACUCCAACGCAAUUCACACCCGCAUCAACUGGACUAAGCGUGUACGUCUCGGGUGGUUUACUGCGCAAGCAUUCCAGUCUCUGGUUCUCCUCUGUGGUUUGUUGGCCGGCGCGAUUCUGGCUGUGUACAGGAUCAAAAACAGCAAGGCCACCCCUGGUGACUUGACAAUGCUCUUGAUGUACUGGGCUCAACUCACGUCUCCACUGCGGUUCAUGGCCAGCCUCGGAAAGAAGAUUGGAAGCGAUUUGAUCGACGCCGAGCGACUGUUGGACAUUAUGAAGAAGGAGCCAACAAUUGUGAACAAGAAGGGGGCCCGUCCCCUGAAGCUUGUUGGUGGCAACGUCAAUUUCAAUGAUGUGAGCUUCACCUAUGAUUCCAAGAAGAAGAUCAUCAACAGCAUCUCUCUUUCUGUUCCCGGCGGCCAGACGGUGGCCUUUGUUGGUGCUACUGGUGCCGGCAAGUCCACCAUGUUGAAGCUACUCAACCGUUUCUACGACGCCAGCGAGGGAUCCAUCUUGAUUGAUGGACAGGAUGUGCGUGACGUUGACUUGCACAGUCUCCGUGACCGCAUUGGCUUGGUGCCACAGAAUCCUGUGCUCUUCGACGACACAAUCAUUAGCAACAUUCGGUAUGCGAGAAUCACCGCUUCUGACGACGAGGUCUUUGAAGCUUGCAAGGCUGCUUGCAUUCAUGAUAAGAUCAUGACUUUCACCGAUGGAUACAACACGCGAGUUGGUGAGAGGGGAAUCAAACUUUCCGGCGGCGAGCUCCAGCGUGUUGCUAUUGCCCGGGCAAUUCUCAAGCAGCCCGAGAUUGUGCUUCUGGACGAAGCGACAAGUUCAGUGGACACCGACACAGAGCAGAAGAUCCAGCAGUCAUUCAUGCAGCUCUGCAAGGGACGAACCACAUUUAUUGUCGCUCAUCGACUUUCAACCAUUAUGAACGCCGAUCGCAUUGUUGUCAUCGAGGAUGGUGAGGUUGUCGAGCAGGGCAAUCACGCUGAUCUCGUUACCGCUAAGGGAAGGUACGCAGACCUAUGGUCUAAGCAAACCUUCCUGAAGCCCAAGGAUGACGAAUCCGCCAUCAACAAGAAGUCGUCUGCAAGUGACACCGACGACUCCACGCUCGAUGGCACAUCGGAGACAGAUGCUUCUGCGUCCGAGGACACCCACACGACACCGACUCAGGCGAGCAAGGGAAACGAGGCUGUUCAGACUCCCGGUAAUCACAAGAAAGAGGUAGAGUCAGCUGAAGAUUCGUCUUUGGCAGAUUCUAACCACUAAUUGUGUAGGGAUCUCGAUUGAACCCCGUUGCACCCGAAUUCACGCCCAAGUCGACCCCCAUCACCAAAAUUUCUUUUCCAUCCCCCACUCGCCAGCCCGUCACAAACUCCGCGAAGCCACAUGUCUCACCCAUUCGACAGACUCCCAAGCGGGUUUUGAAUUGGGCGAGCGCGACUUCUUCGGAUGACGAUUCCUCCCCACGAUCCACUGUUGACACCACGACCAUUUCUGCCGGCGGCCGUGCUCAAGUAAGCUUUCUGUCUGGUAAGGUCCCCUUCAUGGUGUAUAAUUGCUCUCAAGGAAAGAUGUCUGACCGCGGUAUGGCGUUAGGUGCUCGACACGACAGUAGAGUACAAGACUCCGACAACGACUCAGUGGACACUGUCAUCAAGCUUGAGCCUCCCCUAUUCAGAACCCCUCACCCUACUGCCCGUCGCUAUAACGCCAUGAGCGAUUCGAAUGGACAAGCUUGUGGCGAUACUGAUGCGAUGGACCAAAGUGGCGAUGAUGCUGAUGGAUUCAUUGCUGUAAGAUUCUCACAGCCAUCCUUAGCCGAGCGAGAAACUAAUCGGCUGCAGGAGGUACGCCAUGUAUCUGCCCCGGUCUUGAAGUUGAAGACCGUCGCACCGGGCCAGGAUACUCGUGCUUCCCCAAUGACCAUCAUCGUAUCCAAAGACUUGAUCAACGACAAGCUGCCGACACCCGGCUCGACUAGCACUCCUGUCUGUCGCCACAAGGAGAAUGUGCCUGAGGGAUCUCACGGUCCGGUUACAAUCAAACCAACGACGCCAUCAUCUCCUCUCAAGGAGGUCACGCAGUCUAACUCAGCUGUAUCCUCGCUCGCUCGAGAUUCUCAGCAGUCCAACAACAAUCGUGGUCAGAGAAAGCGACACAACCGAGGCGGAGGCCGUGGGCGUGGCCGCCAUGGUCAUGCGAAACCCCCCGAUCAUGGCGCUCAUCAUUAGCUUUCAACAGCUUCUCAAUGAACCCCGCGCCGCACAUUAUCAGAUUUCUUUUGUUCGAGUUGGCACCGGUUCCAUGUACUAUUCUCGGCCCAACAAAUGGCUUGUUAGGUGCCACUUUCUACGGUAUUAUUUAGAGAACGGCGUCAGCGCAAGCUGGCUUGUCUAAAAAGACACGGAGGGGGCUACGUUUCAUAUCAUGAGAGUAUUUUGUUUCGCAUCAAAAGCAACCCAAAAUUGGCGAAGGAUCAGCUUCAUUAGAAUUGGUGGGCAAAAGCUUUAGAACAGACUGGGGGAUACUUGAGUUUAGAUUAGACUGGAUGUAUGGAUAAGAAGGGUCGAUAGCUUGGCCAACAUGCUCAGUUACC
Messenger RNA from Colletotrichum scovillei, 6637 nucleotides. Its product is annotated as ABC transporter. Bases 2605 to 5307 code for a protein of 900 amino acids. The record is from RefSeq and is a predicted model, not a curated record. Gene Ontology annotation, molecular function: ATP hydrolysis activity; ABC-type transporter activity; ATP binding. The transcript is spliced from 4 exons. Gene Ontology annotation, cellular component: membrane. NCBI's taxonomy places the organism in Eukaryota, Fungi, Ascomycota, Sordariomycetes, Glomerellales, Glomerellaceae. Gene Ontology annotation, biological process: transmembrane transport.